UUCACAUUGUUGUCUGGCUGCGGUGUCCCCUGUCAAACAACGGUCAAAUAUUCAUGAAUCACAAUGAAAAUCGUUACCUGGAACAUUAAUGGCAUAAGGACUUUUAGGGGCGGCAUUAAAACGGCCCUUGAUUCCCUGGACGCUGACAUUAUUUGUGUCCAAGAAACUAAAGUGACAAGAGAUCUCCUCGAUGAAAGAACUGCCAUCGUUGAAGGCUACAACUCGUAUUUCAGCUUCAGUCGAGGGCGCAGCGGCUAUUCAGGGGUUGCCACUUACUGUAAAGACAGUGCAACUCCAUUUGCUGCCGAGGAGGGUCUCACAGGUCUGCUAACCAACCACGAAGGGGCCGUGGGAUGCUACGGUGACCAGAAGGAAUUCAGCAGCGAGGAGCUGCAGCCUUUGGACAAUGAAGGACGAGCCGUUAUCACACAGCACAGAAUCAUGUGUCGGGAGAAAGAGGAAAUGGUUACUGUAAUCAAUGUAUACUGUCCUCGGGCUGACCCUGAAAAGCCGGAGCGAAAGCAAUUCAAACUGCAGUUCUACAAGCUGCUUCAGUGUCGGGCUGAAGCCAUACUGAAAGAAGGGAGCCAUGUGAUUGUUUUAGGAGAUGUAAAUACAUCUCACCGGCAAAUAGACCACUGUGACCCCAGCGAUACUGAUGAUUUCAGUGAAAACCCUGGAAGGAAAUGGCUGAAUUCCUUCUUGCACAGUGGCAGAGAAGAAGUGGCAAUGAAAGCGGAGGAUCCCAAUGAAGAACCCGACGCAGCUUCACAGGACGCCGGUCGCGGCGGGAAAUUCGUGGACACCUUUCGCCUCUUCCACCCGACCCGCACCAGCGCCUUCACGUGCUGGAGCACGCUCACCGGAGCGCGACAGACCAACUACGGCACGCGCAUCGACUACGUGCUCGCCGACCACCGACUCGCCCACGAGCAGUUUGUGGCAGCCGACAUCAUGCCGGAGGUGGAGGGGUCGGACCACUGCCCCGUGUGGGGGCGACUGGGCUGCCGUCUGCUGGCCGGCCCCAAGCCCCCCGCCCUCUGUACGCGCUACCUGCCCGAGUUUGCCGGCAAGCAGCAGAAACUCUCCCGCUUCCUGGUUAAAGUGGACCAAUCGGCGGCGCGGUCGGAGAAGAGCGCUGCGUUGCCCGGGUCUCAGGAGGAGGGGGAGAAGAGGGAGAAUUCGAACCCCUCCGGAGCGGGCAGCGUCGGCGGCAAAAGACGGCCCCCGACAUCAGACCCUGCUGCGCCGAAGGGGAAGAAGACAAAGACAGUGAAGACGUCUCCGAACCCUCAGGGGAGCCUCCUCUCCUUUUUCAAACCCAAACUGAGCAGCGCUUUCCCCUCCGCCGGGGCCCCUCCGCAGCAGUGUGUGGAAAAAGCCCACCGAGUGGGCGCCUCCCACAAAGCGCCCCGGCCCGGCGGGGGCACCCAGCUGAGCACGAGCAGCGGCGGCGGCGAGGACGAUCACGCGGCGGCGGCGAAACCUCUGACCGCGCGGCGCGCUGCGGGGAGCCCGGACGCCAACAAAGGGGCGUCCUCGGGGUUUUGGAAGUCUGUUUUCCACGGGCCGCCGCCACCGCCCUGCUGCAAGGUCCACGGGGAGCCCUGCGUGCUUCGCACUGUGAAAAAGGAAGGGCCAAACGUGGGCAAGCAGUUCUUUGUGUGUGCCCGUCCUCAGGGACACGCGUCCAACCCGGACGCUCGCUGUAAUUACUUCACGUGGGUCGACAGGGGGAAGUGACGUGUGUUCUCUAUGGUUCUUCUUCUGACCUGUCGUUAAACCUUCCGCUCAAACAAGCACUGUAAGGAUGUCUCGUCAUUUGAACUAUUUUGAUUGUUGUUAACUGAAAAAAUAAUAAACUAUUUUCUAUAACUUUGAGUUAUAAAGGGCUUUGUUAGUUGAUUCACAGAAAAUGUAAUACAUUUUUCUGGUGAAAAAAAAUAUAUAUAUUAAAUAUAAUCAGGUUUCAGUGUUUUCUGUGAGGAUUUGCACCAUUUUUAUUCAGUUUUAUUCAGUGGUAAAAAUGUUCUAAGGGAUUUGAACAGGUGUUUUUUGCCAAAAUUGUUGCUUGUAUUUCCCACUUUUUAUAGACUAAAAGGUGUAU
Pungitius pungitius (ninespine stickleback) is the source of this 2107-nucleotide messenger RNA. RefSeq names its product APEX nuclease (apurinic/apyrimidinic endonuclease) 2 (gene apex2). The transcript has 6 exons. Gene Ontology annotation, biological process: base-excision repair. Gene Ontology annotation, cellular component: nucleus. Gene Ontology annotation, molecular function: DNA binding; DNA-(apurinic or apyrimidinic site) endonuclease activity; zinc ion binding. Bases 64 to 1743 code for a protein of 559 amino acids. The record is from RefSeq and is a predicted model, not a curated record. NCBI's taxonomy places the organism in Eukaryota, Metazoa, Chordata, Actinopteri, Perciformes, Gasterosteidae.